AUGAGUGAAGAACAUCAUAAGAAAAAAGUUCGAUCCAAGAAAUCAAGGAAUGCUCCACAAGAGCUAUCUACAUCUAAGCCAUGUGGUAGGAAACUGCUUGAUACUGAAGAAUCUCAUAAAAUAACAGACCCAAGAUUUAGAGAAGAAUGUGGUGAAAUUGAUAAAGUUGGAUUUGUUAAGAACUAUGCGUUUUUACAAAAGAAUAGAGAACAAGAAAUUUCUCAAAUGCAAAAAGAAUUAGAAGAUGAUCCUACUCUUGCAGACGAUCCUGAAUUCAAGAAACGUUUACAAUCGCUUAAAGAUCAGCAUAAAACGAUGGCAUCAAAGAUUGAUGAUGUUAAUGCAAGUAUUCAAUGGCACCGUGAGGAAAGGCAAAGAAUAGCAGAAGGAAAACGUCCAUUUUGGAUGGGUAAGCAAGAUAUGAAGUUAAUGCAACAGAAGAAGAAAUUUGAUGAGCUUCAGAGCACAGGACGAUUAAAUGCAUAUCUUAAGAAGCGUAACAAAAAGCUUCUUGCUAAGGAUAAGAAGGUUGGUGUUAUAUAA
Molecule: messenger RNA, 543 nt
Organism: Trichomonas vaginalis G3
Lineage: Eukaryota; Parabasalia; Trichomonadida; Trichomonadidae
Product: cleavage involved in rRNA processing
Exons: 1
Coding region: 1-543 (180 amino acids)
Biological process (GO): maturation of SSU-rRNA from tricistronic rRNA transcript (SSU-rRNA, 5.8S rRNA, LSU-rRNA)
Cellular component (GO): 90S preribosome; nucleolus
Source: RefSeq, a predicted model, not a curated record